Messenger RNA from Purpureocillium lilacinum, 1788 nucleotides. RefSeq lists its product as uncharacterized. Gene Ontology annotation, molecular function: methylenetetrahydrofolate reductase [NAD(P)H] activity; FAD binding. The record is from RefSeq and is a predicted model, not a curated record. Gene Ontology annotation, biological process: tetrahydrofolate interconversion. Gene Ontology annotation, cellular component: cytosol. Lineage: Eukaryota; Fungi; Ascomycota; Sordariomycetes; Hypocreales; Ophiocordycipitaceae.
AUGCACAUCAAAGACAUGCUCUCUGAGGCGGAGAAGGGCGCCCAGCCGUCCUUCUCCUUCGAGUACUUCCCGCCCAAGACUGCGCAAGGUGUUCAAAACCUCUACGACCGCAUUGAUCGCAUGUACAAUUUUGGACCCAAGUUCAUCGACAUCACAUGGGGCGCCGGCGGUCGCAUUGCCGAGCUGACCUGCGAGAUGGUCCUUCAGGCCCAGUCCGUCUACGGCCUCGAGACCUGCAUGCACCUCACAUGCACCGACAUGGGCCUCGAAAAGGUCAACGACGCCCUCAGCAGAGCCUACAAAGCCGGCUGCACCAACAUCCUCGCCCUCCGCGGCGAUCCCCCCCGAGACCAGGACAAGUGGACCGCCACCGAGGGCGGCUUCCAGUACGCCCGCGACCUCGUCAAGCACAUCCGCGCCACUUACGGCAACCAUUUCGACAUUGGCGUCGCUGGGUAUCCCGAGGGCUGCGACGACAACAAGAACGAAGAGGAGCUGCUUGAUCAUCUCAAGGAAAAGGUGGACAUGGGUGCCACCUUCAUCGUCACCCAGAUGUUCUACGACGCCGACAACUUCAUCCGGUGGGUCGGCAAGGUCCGCGAGCGUGGAAUCACCAUCCCCAUUCUGCCCGGCAUUAUGCCCAUCGCUACCUACGCCAGCUUUUUGCGGAGAGCAAACCACAUGCAGUGCAGGGUCCCGCCGGAGUGGAUGCGCGUCCUCGAGCCCGUCAAGAACGACGAUGUUGCUGUCCGUGAGAUUGGAAAGUCGCUGGUCGCCGAGAUGUGCCGCAAGCUACUCGCCAAUGGAAUCCACCAUCUGCAUUUCUACACCAUGAACCUGGCUCAGGCCACUCGUAUGGUUUUGGAGGAGCUCAACUGGGCACCCAGCGCCGAGCGGCCGCUGCAACACGCUCUGCCCUGGAAGCAGUCGAAGGCCCUCGGCCGCCGUGACGAGGAUGUCCGCCCCAUCUUCUGGCGGAACCGGAACAAGUCGUACGUUCUCCGUACGCAGGAUUGGGACGAGUUCCCCAACGGCCGCUGGGGAGACUCUCGAUCCCCCGCUUUCGGAGAGCUGGAUGCGUACGGCAUUGGCUUGACGGGCACCAACGAGGCCAACCGCAAGAAAUGGGGUGAGCCCACGACGGUGCGGGACAUUGCCAACACCUUCGUCAAGUAUCUGGACCAGGAGAUCGAUUCGCUCCCCUGGAGCGAGUCGCCUCUCACGGGCGAAGCGGACGCCAUUCGGGCGGACCUCGUUGCCCUCAACAAGCGGGGUCUCCUGACCAUCAACUCGCAGCCUGCUGUCGACGGCGUCAAGUCCUCCCACCCAGUCCACGGCUGGGGCCCGUCCAACGGCUACGUCUACCAGAAGGCGUACCUCGAGCUGUUGGUCCCGCCGGCCAUCAUCGAUCAGAUGAUUUCUCGCAUCGACUCCAAGCCUACGCUGUCCUACUAUGCGGUGACCAAGGAUGGCGAGCUCAAGACCAACGCGCCUUCUGACGGCCCGAACGCCGUCACGUGGGGAGUGUUCCCCGGCAAGGAAAUCGUUCAGCCUACCAUCGUCGAGAGCGUGAGCUUCUUGGCCUGGAGAGACGAGGCGUUUCGCCUGGGCACCGACUGGGCACACUGCUUCGACUCGAAUACUCCGAGCAGAGCGCUCAUCGACAAGAUCAUGAACGAGUGGUAUCUCGUCAACGUUGUGAACAAUGACUUCCACGAGAACCACACGAUCUUCGAACUCUUCAAGGACCUCGAGGUUCAGGGCCUGGACGAGGCGCAGGCUGCCUAA